Salvia miltiorrhiza (redroot sage) is the source of this 5322-nucleotide messenger RNA. Its product is annotated as auxilin-like protein 1. The record is from RefSeq and is a predicted model, not a curated record. Gene Ontology annotation, molecular function: clathrin binding. Gene Ontology annotation, cellular component: cytoplasm; intracellular membrane-bounded organelle; vesicle. Gene Ontology annotation, biological process: clathrin-dependent endocytosis; clathrin coat disassembly. The coding region runs from base 401 to 5053 and encodes 1550 amino acids. The transcript has 7 exons. Lineage: Eukaryota; Viridiplantae; Streptophyta; Magnoliopsida; Lamiales; Lamiaceae.
AAAAGAAGUAAACAAAUUCUCCUUCCUUUGUAUUUAGAACAACAUCCUUAAUCAAAUGAAAUGUUUGUAGGUACUCUUUCUCGCUUCAUUUGAUGUUUUACACAUUUCGGCUCUGGUGGACCGAGCACACCCAAUUGCAACAUGUUGACCCCACGCUGCUUUCUCCCACGCAAUAAAGCAAUAUUUAAACAGUUUCCACUUUCUCUUUCAUCUCUGAGUCUCUCUCUCUCUCUCUCUCUCUCUCUUCCCUCUCCCCUGUCUGACUUGGAGAGUUUUUUCUCAACAGACAAAUAACUUCACGACGAAGACGGAGAAGAAGAAGAAGAAGAGAAGAAGAAAACCAAACGACACAAACUGAGCACAAAAACCCUACCGCAGAAGGUCGAACCUAUCCAUUUCCAUGGAGUCGCUGUCUCGACCACCGCAAAGAAGAAAACACUCCGCGGCCAGGAGCGCCUCCACCUCUUCAUUCUCUCUCAACAACCCCUACGGCGACGUUCUGCUCUCCAGAGGCGCCGAAAAAGCCAAGUUCCAGCCUCACGAAUACGCCGAGAUUUUCUCCGGUUCUACCUCCAUUCCGGUUCUCGAUCUUUCCGGUCUGACCCAGCCGGCGGGUUUCCGGAACUCCGAGCUCGAUUACUCCAACAUUUUUGGUGGUGCCAAAGGUGGUGACGUGGCUGUGUGUCAUGAGCAGUUGUUUAAUGGCGUUGUUAAGACAAACAAAACGCGUAGGAUUCCGGCAGAUGCAGAGUCUCCAUUUCAAGAACACGGUUCUCUCAAUGCUUCAGGAAAGGCCAAAAGCUCAUUAGGUGCUAAUGGUCUACCUGUUGAUGGAAUCAAGCAGCAAUUUAACGUGUCAUUUAACAAGAUCAGCCAAAGAAGUAGCAAUGAAUCGAAUGGGAAAACACAUAUAGCACAGCUCCAAGCUGUUCCUGGUUUUACUCACUUUGUUGAUGAUGGAACUCCUCAAUCUCAGAAGAAAGAAGGGGAAAGGCCUGUUCUUUUAGUGAAACGUGAAGUUAGCCGAACCUGGAGUUUCAAUUCUGGCAUUGAUGCAACCAUUAUCAAAGGUGGAUUAAGUUCCGAAAAGUCACAUACACCAGAUAAGUCAUGUUUACCAAGUUUUGCUUCUAACGAGACUGCUGGUGAAAACUCACCACCACUCUUUGAUGAGGAGUUAGAUGAAAAUUCAGAUGCUGCUGUUUCUAUUGCUGCCUUGAAGAAAGCCAUAGAGCAGGCUCAGGAGAGUAUGAGGCUUGCUAAACUGAUUAUGCAAAAGAAAAGAGAAGGUAUUAAAGAUGGUUCUAGAGCCAGGAGGUCUAAGGGUCGGUCAAAAGUUGAGGAUAAGAAGGAAACUAGGACUGAACAUGCGUCUGGUGGUCCGAAGGAGAACAAUGUGAUGGGAAAAAAUCAGCGAUUAAAUCCUACAUUCCCUGUGUUCAUUGGGGUUGAUGGAAAAUCUGCUCCAAUCCUGAGUCAUAGUGACAAUCUUCUAAAUGCUCGGAAGACUGAUGUGGAAACCGUAAGGGAGAAUUUUGAACCAGCCAAUGCUCAUGGAGAUGCAUUCAUGGAUGUGGAUAAGAAAUUUACUUCAUCUUGUAGUCGGAGUGGGUCAUGUAACACUGACAUAAAGGAUGAAUUGGAAAAUAUCAUGCAAAAUGUUGGGGCAUCUGAAUCACAUGGAGAGACAACUAAUUAUACUGGAUCAGUAGAAACUGUAGUUCUGGAAUCUGGGAAAUUGGACUGCAAUGAUAACUCAGUAUGUUCCACAACUAAAGCUGUGCCUUGCCUUGAUCAUAUGGAAACUGGCCAUGAAGCUUUGGAACAGAGAGAGUCAACCACGCAUCAAGCAGAAAGGCAUGAAGUUUUCUCUAGAAGGGCAGAAGGUGAGGCAAACACUUCUCCAAGUGUGCAAGAGCUGGAACAGGGCCCUAAUGAAGAAGCCGUAGAACAGUGUCAGGCAACUGUUAGUCCUGUAAAAGGGCCUGCAAAUCUUGUGGAACGAGUUCUAAUUGUUUCUGGAAGCACACAAGAGCAUGGGAAAAUUACGCAUGGAGGUGGACAUUCAAGGAUCAACCAGGAAAAUGAACUAACUGAGGGUAGUGGCGGCAUUGCGGAUAAGGAAAUGUGUGAAAUGAAAUUUGUGGGGAAUGAGGAAUUGUAUUUGACCGAGAAAAACAUGGUGGAUGAAGCAGACAUUGGUAAGCAGCGUGAAAAUGUCUCUGAGUGGCAAGAAGAUGGCCAAGAUGUAAAAUGUAGUGAUGGAGGCGAAAUUGGAUUGGUAGCCAAAGAGGAGAUUCUAUGGUUCGAGAGUGAAGUACAGCUGGAGGAGCCUGGAAUCUUUCCAGUAGUUGGAGAAGCUGCGACCGAGAUGUGCAUGGUUCUCAAGCCAGAAAUUGAUGAUGAGAGACCGAACUUUGAAGAAGACAUUCAAACUGUAUCUGGAGAAUACGAGGAUUAUGGAAUUGCAAUUAGACGUAUGGAUGCGGCUGAAAGUGAAGCAAUUGAGACCAUACAGAUAGGAACAAAUACUGAUUCGGAAGUUCAGAAUGGUAGAAUUCCUUUGGAGGUUGAGGAAUUAAAUCAUACUGAUGGAGCAGCAGGUAGAAGGAACCAUCUUCAGGACAAUGGUCAAGAACUAAAUGAUUCUGCUUCUGAAAGGGAUACUAGUGAAGCCUUUGCUGUCCAUUCUAAUGAUCGUGGUACAAUUUCCAGUGAUAAUCAUGGUAUGCAUACUACAACCUUCUUCAGUGAGACUCCAGAACCUUGUAAUGUUGACUUCAACAACAAAGCCGGAGAACAUCAAGCACUUCUUAGAGGCUGCGAAGAUAACUAUAGCUUGCCUCGAGAAACUGAAAUAUUUUGGGAAGUUGAGGAAAAUGGGGCCGGAAAACAGUUUGAGCUGGAGCCAAAUAACAUGCCUGGAACAGAUAUCUUCGGUGCAUGUGCCUCUGCAGAGAAGUGUACUGAAAGCCAACUGAACAACACUUAUAAAAGGUUCUCUUCUGAUAGCAAGUCUACCAGUGACGUUUUAACUUAUAAAGAUCAUGAGAAAACACUGCCAAACAAUGAGGAUAUGCUCAAGACAGCUACUGAGAUUCAUAAUACUGCUCAAGAGUAUGCUGCUAACAUCAAUAUGCAAAAUUUUCUCGAGGGACAUGUUUGUACUGCUAACCAAGUUCAAGGAAUUGAUAACACAGAUGUAAAGCCAGAUCUGCGACAAAAUUCAGAGAACAGAGAAGAAUCUCAAUCAACCUACUCUGUUGAAAGUGAAGAUGAGGUAUCUGCUCAUGAGUCUCCAGCUUGUAGAAAUGAUGCAAAAGAGGAUUCCUUAAACAAGGAAGAAAUAACAGGUGAUCUUGAUAUGAAGUCUGAUGAAAGAGUACAUGCUGGAUUACGAAGUGAAUGGCUCAACUCCAAGGACCAAAGUCACCUUUCUCAAACAAAUUGUAAACCUAAAGAGAUGGACGAAUCUGUGGAAGCUGAAAGAAAUAUAAAAACAGGUCAAGAUAUGGAAGAGAAUGUCCAGAAUCUCGGUAGAACCUCCAUCUCAGAAAAGCCAGAUGCCAAACAAAAUGAGCAGAAGUGUGAGAUAGAUUCUUGGCAAAGGAUUGAAGCCAUUAGGAGGGGCAGAGAACAGGAAAAAGAUAGAAUUGCUAGAUUAAUAAGUGAAUGGGUGAACUCCGAGGACCAAAGUCACCUCUCUCAAACAAAUUGUAAAUCUAAAGAGAUUGACAAAUCCGUGGAAGCUGAAAGAAAUAUAAAAACAGGUCAAGAUAUGGAAGAGAAUGUUCAGAAUCUCGGGAGAACCUCCACCCCAGAAAAGCCAGAUGCCAAACUAAAUGAGCAGAAGUGUGAGAUAGAUUCUUGGCAAAGGAUUGAAGCCAUUAGGAGGGGCGGAGAACAGGAAAAAGAUAGAAUUGCUAGAUUAGUAAGUGAAUGGGUGAACUCCAAGGACCAAAGUCACCUCUCUCAAACAAAUUGUAAACCUAAAGAGAUGGACAUAUCUGUGGAAGCUGAAAGAGAUAUAAAAACAGGUCAAGAUAUGGAAGAGAAUGUCCAGAAUCUCGGGAGAACCUCCGCCUCAGAAAAGCAAGAUUCCAAACGAAAUGAGCAGAAAUAUGAGAGAGAUUCUUGGCAAAGGAUUGAAGCCAUUAGGAGGGGCAGAGAACAGGAAAAAGAUAGAAUUGCUGUUGAGAGAGAACGGGAAAAAGAUAGAAUUGCUGUUGAUAGAGCAAUCCGAGAAGUACGUGAGAGAGCUUUUGCUGAAGCUCGAGAAAGAGCAGAACGAGCUGCUGUGGAGAAAGCAGCAGCUGAAGCUCAACAAAGAGUUACGGGGCAGGUGCGGGAAAAGACUGUGAAGGCAUCAGUAGAUACUAAGCCAUCAGUUGAUAAGGCAUCCAUUGAAGCCAAGCUCAGAGUGGAACGUGCUGCCGUAGAAAGAGCCACAGCAGAGGCACGUGAACGUGCUCUAGAGAAAGCAAUGUCUCAAAAAACUUCCAUGGGGGCAAGAGGACAUGCUGCAAAAUAUUCUGCAGAAAGGCCUUCUAGUUCUUCCAGAAAUGAUGGAUUGAAACACAGUUUCUCAUACUCUGAUUUGGAGAAAUCUGAUGGAGCUACCAGUGAAUCAGCACAGAGACGUAAAGCAAGGUUAGAGAGACAUCAGAGAAUAAUGGAGCGAGCGGCAAAGGCCCUUGCUGAGAAGAAUACGCGCGAUCUUCUUGCCCAGAAAGAGCAGGCUGAGAGAAGUAGAUUAGCUGAAUCUCUUGAUGCUGAUAUAAAGAGAUGGGCCACAGGAAAAGAGGGGAAUUUGCGUGCACUACUCUCGACUCUACAAUAUAUACUUGGACCGGAAAGCGCCUGGCAGCCCGUCUCACUGACAGAGAUUGUAACUGCCGCUGCUGUAAAGAAAGCAUACAGGAAGGCAACUCUUUGUGUACAUCCUGACAAAUUACAGCAACGAGGAGCUAGCAUUCAACAAAAAUACAUAUGUGAAAAGAUUUUUGAUCUUCUGAAGGCAGCAUGGAACAGGUUCAAUUCAGAGGAAAAUUGACCAGAAAAGGAGCAACAAUUCUUUCAAAAGGUGCACCUUUAUAUUUGAUUGAUUUCAUUGAUUUUUUCUUUUCUUUUUUCCCUAUGAACUUCACCAGCUAGAUUAAAGUAGGAUGGGGCACCUAGAAAUAUGUUUGGUAACAAUUACUUCAUCUUUUGAUAGCUAGAUGUAAAUGCAUGACCUUGGCCUUGCGGUUGUGCACAAAUGUAUAUUUGAAAAUGAUAUAUUCAGGUUUUAUGUACAAAGAAGAACUAACGGCUUAUAAUGUA